Messenger RNA from Engraulis encrasicolus (European anchovy), 1348 nucleotides. It is a transcript of the gene arf1, whose product is annotated as ADP-ribosylation factor 1. Gene Ontology annotation, cellular component: cytoplasm; plasma membrane. Lineage: Eukaryota; Metazoa; Chordata; Actinopteri; Clupeiformes; Engraulidae. The transcript is spliced from 5 exons. The record is from RefSeq and is a predicted model, not a curated record. The coding region runs from base 152 to 694 and encodes 180 amino acids. Gene Ontology annotation, biological process: intracellular protein transport; vesicle-mediated transport. Gene Ontology annotation, molecular function: GTP binding; GTPase activity.
GAUGAGUAGACGUUUCAUGUUUAACUGCUUACGGACGUGUUGACGUGGCCGACAAAUCGCCAUUUUGAGGAAGGGAACGCCUUGAAAGCCGCACACACAGAGGAAGCAAGCAAAUAAUUUUCAAGGAGCAAUCCAUUGUUGAAACAGAGCCAUGGGUAACCUAUUUGCCAACUUGUUUAAAGUGUUUGGCAAGAAGGAGAUGAGAAUUCUUAUGGUCGGCCUUGAUGCUGCUGGAAAAACUACAAUCUUGUACAAGCUCAAACUUGGUGAAAUUGUUACCACUAUUCCAACAAUUGGUUUCAAUGUGGAAACUGUAGAAUACAAGAACAUUAGCUUCACCGUCUGGGAUGUGGGUGGUCAGGAUAAAAUUCGACCGUUGUGGCGCCAUUACUUCCAGAACACACAGGGUCUCAUCUUCGUUGUGGACAGUAAUGACAGAGAGAGAGUGAACGAGGCACGGGAGGAGCUGAUGAGGAUGCUGGCUGAGGACGAGCUCCGGGAAGCAGUGUUAUUAGUAUUCGCCAACAAACAGGACCUUCCCAAUGCCAUGAACGCUGCCGAGAUCACGGACAAACUAGGACUUCACUCCCUGCGCCACAGGAACUGGUACAUCCAGGCCACAUGUGCCACCAGUGGUGACGGCCUGUACGAAGGACUUGACUGGCUUUCCACUCAGCUGCGGAAUGCAAAAUGAGGACCUGCACAUGUGCCAUCCAUCCCUCAGACGCUCUGCCGCAUCCUCCUCCCCUCCUCCUUCAUCGCUUUUACUCCACCCAUUGACAAAGAAAAAAAGAUCAAGCAACUUUGGGGGUUUAAAAAAAUGCAAGGGUAGUGGACACUACCCUCAUCUCACGUCUGGCCACAGCAAUAUUAUACCAGUAAGAGGACAAAGCCGAGUUGUAGAUUCCAGAGGGGUAUACUAAGAAGCUGGCUCAGGAGUAAACCAGGUUAAGUUAAGAGGUAAAUCAUCUAAUAGAAUGAUUUACCUCUAAACCUGGUUUACUCCUGAACCAGCUUCUUAGUAUAGGCCCCUGGUCUCCUAUUUAAUGUAAAUAGUCUUGUUUUGGUAUGGGGCUGCCCGAUGCACUCUUAUGCAAUAUGUAACUUACUCAAUAUUUCAUUACAUUUGUUAUUUAAUAACCUUUAACAGGCUUUUUUUGGAAACACUUAGGGAGUGGAAAAGGGAGAACGGAAGCAGCAAUUGUAAAGGAGUCUGUUAUCUUCAGCACUCUUCUCUCUGUCAGAUAAUGCCAUUAUGGAUAUUUUCUCUUCUCCAACACUCAUGUAACAUUGCACAUGAACUGACAGGGGAAACCUAAUUAUUAUUAUUAUUAAAACUAAAAUACCA